Ceratotherium simum simum (southern white rhinoceros) is the source of this 2327-nucleotide messenger RNA. RefSeq lists its product as uncharacterized. Lineage: Eukaryota; Metazoa; Chordata; Mammalia; Perissodactyla; Rhinocerotidae. Gene Ontology annotation, biological process: regulation of DNA-templated transcription. The record is from RefSeq and is a predicted model, not a curated record.
ACGGGAGCAACCUCUGCGCUUUGUAGGACCUCGGGGAGGGUUCGAGUGACCCGUCUCGGUCGCCGCUCCGCACACGGACUUCGAUGACGGUGCUGGCUUUCAUGGACCCGGCGCAGGCGUCAGUGACCUUCAAGGAUGUGGCAGUGACCUUUACUCAGGACGAAUGGGGGCAGCUGAACCCUGCCCAGAGGACUCUGUACUGGGAGGUGAUGUUGGAGACCUGUGGGCUCCUGGUCUCUCUGGGAGCCAGAGCAAAAUCAGAGACUACAGAGCCAACCAUUUCUCAGCUGCUCUUGUCCAAGGGACCCUCACUUGAGGUGUGGAUGACACAGGGAGCUUCAGGGGACUCCAGGAUUGGAGAAACCAAAACUCAGGAAGUGCCGUCAGAAAUGCAGGAGGGAGUCUUAAGGCCAGUGACAGACCGCCACAAGGAGACUGGCCCUGGGAACGUGAGCCCUGAGUGCAAUGAGUUGGGGACAGAUGACAAUCUACACUCAAGGGUUUUACAAGAGCGAGCCUCUCCAGUAGGUGAUGCACACAGACGAGGUAAAGACCCCAUGGGUCGUGCAGGGAAGAACCAUUGUGAAUAUAGUGAAUGCAGGACUGUCAGGAACCAGGAUCUUGCACAACAUGACUGUAUUCGUGCUGAAGUAAAGCCCUAUGAGUGUGUACAGUGUAGAAAGGCCUUCAGCUCUACGUCAGACCUCAUGCAGCACCAACAGAUUCAUACUGGAGAAAAACUUUUUGAGUGCAAAGAAUGUGGAAAAGCCUUCAAACAUAAGUUCCACCUCACAUACCACCAGCAGAUUCACACUGGAGAGAAGCCCUAUGAGUGCCAUGACUGUGGAAAGACCUUCACCUUCAAAUCUGUAUUUGUCCGCCAUAGUAAGAUCCACACUCAAGAGAAAGCCUUAGAGUGCAAAGAAUGUGGAAAUGCCUUUAAGCAGAGGUCCCACCUCAUGUAUCACCAGCGUAUUCACACUGGAGAGCAGCCCUUUGAGUGCAAUGAAUGUGGAAAGACCUUCACCCAAAUUUCAUCUUUUUUCCAGCACAAUAGUAGCCACACUGGAGAAAAAUCCUUUGUAUGCAAAGACUGUGGGAACUCCUUUUCAAACAGGUUUAAUUUGAGUCAGCACAUGAAGAUUCACACUGGCGAGAAACCCUAUGAGUGCCGUGAGUGUGGAAAAGCUUUUUACCGCAAGUCACACCUCACAGAGCACCGACGGAUUCACACUGGAGAAAAGCCCUAUGAAUGCAGCAAAUGCGGAAAGUCUUUUGCCUACUACUCUGGUUUUGUCCAACAUACUUGGAUCCACACUGGUGAGAAACCCUUUAAGUGCAAAGAAUGUGGGAAAAGCUUUUGCUCCAAGUUUAACUUGAGUCAACACGUGAUGAUGCACGUUGGAAGGAAGCCCCACGAAUGCAAUAAAUGUGGAAAGGCCAUCGACCAACACUCGUCUUGUGUUCAUCACAGGACCCACACUGGAGAAAAACCAUUUAAAUGCAAAGUCUGUGGGAAGGCCUUUUGCUACAUCUCUAGUUUAAAACGACACAUGAAGAAGCACACUGGAGAGAGAAGCUCUGUGAGUGCAUCAAGUUGGGAAAGCUUUCAUUCUCAAGUCACACCUCAUAAAACACCAGCAGAUCAGCCAGUAAAUGUGGAAUGGCCUUCACUGAACACUCAUCAUUUAUCCAGUGUAAUAGGAUCCUCACUGUAGGAAACAAUAUUUUUUACUCCUUUAUGAAAUACCAAAAUGCCCCUCCUUUGCUCUCCUGUUCCCUAUGGUUAAGUCCUCUCACUCACCUCUCCCUCACACCUCUACAGCCUAUUUUCUCCAAGGCUGCUGGCUCCUGAGAGGGCUUGAGGUGUUUCCUGCUUAGUGUAGUUCUCUGAAGCCGUAACACCUGGUGUCAAAUCCUAACUCUGCUGACUAGGAGCUGUAUUGCCCUGUGCAGGUUAAUAAUCUCUCUCUGCCUCGGUUUCUCAUUGGUAAAAUGGGUAAUUUAGUAACGUAGUAUUUACUUCACAGGGCUGUUGUGAGAGUAAAUGGUUUACUGUAUGACAAAACUGAGAACAGAAUCCAUUUCUCCAAGUGUAUGUGGGUUGGCAGUUAUGAUCCCCGCUGAUGUUGUUACUUACUAUUGAUAGCGCCAUUGUUAUUGUCAUCGUCUUUGUCAUGUCUGGAUUCAAGACCUUUGGAGCAAUUUUGUGAAGCUUUAUGAUUAAACAUCAUAGAUACCAGAGACAGCCAGACCUGGAUUCCCAACUUGGAUCAGCUGCUUACCAUUUCCAUCUAUUUCAGCAAAUCAGAUUAUUUCCUUGACCU